UAAUUGUCAUAUUAUUACUGCGCGUGCGUUGAAAAUGGUAACCUUGAAGUUGUGAACAACAACUGUGGGGUCUAUCGGUGUUUACAGCGUUAGUCUCACUAACAGAGCAUUGAUUGAAGUGAAGACAACACAACACUCUCUAAACACUACAAACUUAACCAAAAAACCUGUAUUUGUCUGCAAAGCGUUGGACUGACUGACAGACAGACAAUGCCUCACAUGAAACACAACAACACUUAUACCAAUAGACAUGAAGUGUUGGCUGAAGACGAUAUCGGACAUCACCAUAACAUUGAACACUAUCUUAAAGAGAACGACCCAUCAGUGACCCGAUGCUGUGUACCCACAGUUUGUACGGUCGGUGAGCUGAUCCAUAUGACAAACUUGACAGAUGUCAUCAAAGUUGUCUGCAAUAAUGAUCACUGCCGUGAGGGACGGUAUAUGCAUAGGAAGUGCUUCGAGGAAUGGGAGGAAUCGGUUCUUACUUUCCUCAGGUCGACCGGUAGGGCCCGCAGUUGGUCUGAGAAACAGAGACUACAGAAUCUAUGGACCAAAAAGGGUUACGAUUUAGCCUAUAAAGCUUGUGGAUGUAAGUGUGGAAAGGGUCACUUGAAGAAAGACUUGGAUUGGGCCGUACCGGCGGCGGUCAACACUACCAUUGAAGACAACAACAAUAAGAAACGUAGAAACAGGAAGAAGAAGUCAAACGAUAAGCCGACUGUUAAUAUUAGUAGUCCUGUAGUUAACUGUAACGCCAAUGUCAAGAGUCUGGUCCCCAUUAAUAAUACUAUUAGUAAUAACAACACUAACAACAACCCUACAAAUGCAAUACAUUUGAUUCAGUCAUCACGUGAUUCAAUCCGUAUGCGCUCAUUUUCCAUGUCCUCUACCGGUUCCGGUGGUUCAUCUGACGGUACAUCACCGCCCAUAUCGACUGCUGGUGAUAGUUCGUCGCCAAACUUGAGGAAAGGCUUCUUUUCAGACGCUGUCAAACGAGAACGCCAUUCGUCGGGAUCGAUAUUCUCGCGUCGAGCAGAUUACUCGUCUUUCAAUACCCUUCCGCGACAUAAGAUUAACUCAUAUCAUAUUAAGAUGGAAGACGAUGGCAAUCACGGCAAUGACGAGACCCGAUGUUUCAUAUUAUCGACGCUUUCGGCCAACAAAAUGAACCGAACGGCAUGUGUCAUAUGUUCGGGAACUAUGAUUAUCUUUGAUAGAUAUCCACUAAUUGAUGGCACAUUUUUUCUGUCUCCCCGUCAACACAACAAGUCUGCAGUCCCGGUGCACAUUGAAGGACGCGUCCUAUUUAUGAAUGCUGUUUGCAUGGGAUGUCUAGAAGGUUGGAACCGUCGACUCCAUUGCAAGUCAUGUAAUGUCCGGUGGAAUGGAUCUCAUUUAAUAUUGGGUUCAAUGUAUUCAUACGAUAUAUUUGCGGGAAUCCCGUGUUGUCCAGACCGCCUCCGGUGCAACAAUUGUCAGCAUUUGGUUAUACCUCCCGAACGGCGAAUGGAGUUCUUUAGUGAUUACAGCCAUUCAAUGCCGUGCAGUCACUGCGGUAUUGUUGACCACCAUUUCAUCAAACCUUUAGGUCAGACCUAUGUCUUAUGUGAGUAACAUUAAACCCAUCAUAUGGACAGAUAUAACACAUAAAUUGAUACAAAAAACACUUAUGUUAUAUAUAAAUAUAUAUACACACACCUAACACUUACAUUACAUAUUACAAUACAUUAUAUAAUUAGUAUAAAAUCAAUCAAACAAUUUAUU
Molecule: messenger RNA, 1764 nt
Organism: Oppia nitens
Lineage: Eukaryota; Metazoa; Arthropoda; Arachnida; Sarcoptiformes; Oppiidae
Gene: heca
Product: headcase protein-like
Exons: 3
Coding region: 211-1614 (467 amino acids)
Source: RefSeq, a predicted model, not a curated record